This is a messenger RNA of Nymphalis io (European peacock), 6861 nucleotides long. RefSeq names its product transmembrane protein 64. Bases 209 to 1027 code for a protein of 272 amino acids. The record is from RefSeq and is a predicted model, not a curated record. The transcript has 3 exons. Lineage: Eukaryota; Metazoa; Arthropoda; Insecta; Lepidoptera; Nymphalidae.
UAGUUGGAAUCGGAAAGAAUCAGAAUUUAGUUGAUAAUAGUUGAUAUUUUACGUCACAGUUGUCACACACGGUCAAUCUUAAAUUUUAUCCCGUAUCGAAAUAAACAGUAGCGGAAAGUAGGCCAUGGCGAAUGAUAGUCUAUUUUAUUCGUUAUUAUUCGGUGCAACGUUAAAAAAGUCGUGUUUAAGUCAUCAAUAAAAUAAAAUUAUGGAAAUUGUGGACGUAGAGGACGGGCAAGCCGAUCCUUCGGCGGUAACAAGAAAGAAAAGUUUAUGGGCUAAAAUAAACAACAGGACCACAUAUAGUUAUUUAUUUAAUAUUGUUAUUUCAAUAUUAUUACUUACGUGUCUAGUUCUAGUGUUAUAUUUCUUCAAAGAAUAUUUGAAGAAUAUUUUAUAUUGGGUGGACGCGCAGGAUCCCAAAAUUAUAUUUUUGUUAUUUAUGGGACUAUUUUUAAUUGUAAGUUUCCCAGUGACGAUCGGAUAUUUAGUGCUUAUAAUAACCAGUGGAUAUUUAUUCGGUAUUGUGAAAGGCUUAGGAACUGUUGUGGUUAGUGCAAACUUUGGUGUAGCUGUGGCACAUUUCACGUUAAAAUUGUUGAGAGGAUACUUGCCUCUCGACCGACUACUGAAGAACGAGACGGCGAGAGCUCUUCUCAAAGUGAUAUCUGGGCCUCAAGCGUUUAAGAUAGUUUUUUUUGCGAGACUGACGCCAAUUCCUUUUGGACUUCAGAACACUAUUUUCGCAGUAAGUGACGUUCGAGGUUGUGGUUAUCAUUUGGCAACUCUCCUGGGUCUCCUCCCAGCCCAGGUGAUCAACGUGUAUCUCGGGUCGACGCUGCGGUCCAUGCACGACGUUCUGCAUGAAUCGCACUUGACUGGAUAUAUCGUAUUUGCAUUCCAGAUACUAAUCGGCAUAACGCUCAUGGUGUGGGUGGUACAGAAAGCGCGCAAGGAGCUGACGAUCGCCAUAAUGGCGGCCGAGUUGGGACGCGAUACGUUGUCGACGAGCAGCUCGUCCAGCUAGCCCACCGCCCCCACCUCCGACGUGGACAGCGGCAGCGACAGCUAGGGGCGGGCCACCGGGUGUUGCACCCAGCAAUGUGAGACUUAUGUCUGACAUAAAAGGACUAAAAUUCUACGUCGUUUCGACUGGUUUACUAAAAUCUCAAGUUGCCGUAGCUUUCGCUUUAGUCGUUGCCGUUGACGUCGCUCAGGUGAUGCAUAAAUAAGGUACUGUUCUGAGUCGGCAGUUAUGACCUUUACCGUAAUAUAAGACGUAAAUUUAAGGGGAUAAGGUUCACAAUUCCGUAGCAAUGGGUUCAGCGAAAUGUCGAAUCUUAGCUAAAAUAGCUAGUCACAUCAGACUUGAAUAACGGUGGCAGCGAAUCAGCACGAACGUGCUCUAAUGUGUGACCUAAUUAUAAAUGUAUAAGGUCCACAAUCCUGUGAUAUUAACGUUACGUUCGUAGAGGAGUAUAGUUGGGAAAUAGAUAUUGUGAAGAUUUUAUUUUGUAAGUAGAACUUUUUGUAAUCUAUCAGAACGAUAUGCAGGCAAUAAUAAUAUUACAUUUUUCCUCAUAGAAUAUUUUCUUGACCUAUUGUUACAGUCCUAGGUACAGAAUGACGUAAGUGUUGUAUAAACAAUAUUAAUUGCAAGUCUGUAACGAAGUGGAAAAUGUAUUGUAUAUAAAAAUGCGUCAAGUGCUUAUCAUUCUGACAGAGUUAUAUUUAUUCAAUAUAAAUUGUAUUACAAUUUACAAGUUUAUUUUCGCUGAUAACGUGCUCUGAUGCGGAAAUCUCAAUUAACAUUUAACGAACAUUUAUUAAUACAUAUAAUAUAUACUUUCUCUUUGUAUUUGUCCUGCCAAUUCUGUAUGUUAAAAAUAAAAAAUUGAAUGAUUUUCUUUCAUCGUUAUUUUUAAAUCGAUAUUUCUUAUUAAAUGUUUCAUUUCGUGAACAUUUUUGACAACAAAGACUGUUUUAUUUUAAUAAUGUAUUGAAAACGGAAAUCAAUAAUGCGUCCGUUUCGCAAUCCCUGUGUUUCUUGUAUGGUUUCAUGGAUUUAGUUGAGUAUAUUUGAAUGCUGUCUCGUCACGCAUUCAUUUCGGUUAAAACGUAAAUCCGUUUUAUCAGUAUGAAAAUCUUUCGUGUGGUAUAAAUUUUGAGAAUUACGCUGCGACCUUUACGAUCUUGAUAUUAAACUUUAUUGUACCGCACGAAGGCAAAAUUACAAAUGAAAAUUGCUUAGAAAACCUCAUAUACAUACAACUUAUAAUUAUACUUUCUUUAAUAUAGAAUGUAUAAUAAAAUUUUAUGUGCUUAUUAAAACUUUAUGUUUCUGGUAACCCAUAAUUAAACAGCAAUCGAUUCGGAAGUACAGGUCCUGUGAAGUAACACUUUUGACUUUAAAUAAACAUGCGUCUCAACGCUCCAAGGUCAAUAUUUUGUUUGACUUUAUCCGUUGGAAUCAGUCCAAAAUAUUUCUUUGUUUCUUUUUAAUAUUGUUUCGUUUUAAUGAAAAAAAUAAUAAAAACACAUUGUUAUUGCCUUAUAAAAUUAAGAAAAAAAAGUUUACGCUUUGACAUACUGCUGUGUAACUAUUAAAUUAAUUUUAAAAAACAAAGUUUGAUAUUCGUUUUGUAUGUCGUUAAACUCGAUUCUAUUUUUAACUUAACUUGUUAAAUAUUCAGUUGUCUUUAAUCUGAAGUGGCGAUGAUCAAUCAAACGAUAAACCCAUAUUUGGCGUUUUAUGAAGCACGUGGAGUUACGUAUUUAUAUUAAUUUAUCAUUCACGUUAUCAGCACCACGCAGAUAAUCGCUAGAUAAACUUACAAUAUAGUUGGAAGGUCAUAUGUACGCCGUAGUUUAAGUGUGUUAAUUGACGUUUUAACAUUGGCACGCCGAUAUUGUGUCUUGAUAAUCUUUCUAAGCAAAUAAUAAUAAAUAACAUUAAAAAAAUAAAACUUUUACAUUUUUAAUAAUUUCAAUUUAAUCUGUGGACAUCGAUGAUGUUGUCUAUAGGCACGUUAUGCACAUUAAAAAAAAAGUCUUAUUACAGUAUGAAACAAUUGUUCUUGUCUCAUCUUUUUCAUUUGCAACGAAUAUAUGAGCAAUUUAUAUGUAUAUUUUAUAAUGAUUUUUGGAAGGCGAGCAAACAAAUGUUCCACUUGAUAGAAAUGUGAUAAAAAGUUUACUUCACUUCUAAAGUCACCAAUGCAUCGCGAACUGUAAGAUAUAUAAUGUUGUCUCUUUUUAUAAUAUUACUCCGGUUCAUUCACGCUUCAACGUAGACAGAGGCAUGCAAUAAAUAGUAUCGGUAUUUUGUCGUCCACCCAAGCAGUUCUAUAGCUCUACCACUGGUUGCAACAUUACUUUCAUUUAAUAGUGCAUUACAAAUGUUUGCGACGUAUAUUAUCCGCUUAAAAGGUUUUUGCAUCGAUCAUGUCUUAGCAUACCGUAUCUCAAUCGGUCGAUACAAAACGACAUUUUUCUCAGGACGGUUAGAGGUGACGCACUGAAAUAAAUGUCGAAUACUUUACGGUUACGUCCUUGCCAGUGUAAUAAACUUAAAUUUCUUCGUCAAUUCAAGUAAAAGCUACAGUUAUUCGUAUCAAAUAAUUUUAUAAACGAAAAUCUACCAAUCAAAUCUGGCGCUCAAAAAUGUCGCUGAUCGAAGUAAUUUACAAUUAUAUAACAAACAUGAUGAUGGUGAUCGUCGCUAUCAUGGUGAUUUUAUCAUACUCUGGUAUAAGAUGCCUAUUUAAUUCAUAUAAUUUAUUAUUAUAAUUAUGUUGACAUAUUAAGUUUAAUAAUAACAUAACGUUUCUAAAGAUACAAUUGUCAUUGAUGUUAAAUAUUUUUUAAGCGUUACAAAACGGAAAAUUAUUUAUUUAUUAUUAUUUAUUCCAAUAACCUAUAGAACGAUCUGGUGUUCCAUCAAUAUUUCUUCCGUCUCCUAUUGUUAAAAUUUGUAAAUAAAUGUAUUUUUAAUGUUGACCUAAUCAAUCCCUAUGUAACAUUUCCAUUGUUCCCUUAAAUGUCGGUUCUAGUCCUUUAAAAAAAUAAUAUUUUUUUUUCUGUAAAUUCACCUCGCUAUCGUUAAUUUAUAAUUUAAAACGGAUUAUACGAAAUAUUUUUAUUAUUAUUUUCAUGUAAGUUAUAUGCCUAUUAUAUAUAUCUAUGUAAGUUAAUACAACAAAUAUUAUUGAUGUAGUACCUCAAAGCUAGAUAGUUAGAAUAUCUUAUUGUUGUCUGUCAUUAUAUAUAAUGCUAAUAAAUAGUAAUCUGUGUAUUGAUGUAAUAAGAAAAAAAAAAGAAAAUAUUUUUCAAAAAUUUAUCCACAAAUAAUAUUAAUUUUCGGGAAAUGUAUGUAGUUACAAAAUAGUAUUAAUAAUGUUGCCAAAUUAUUAAAGGUCAUGGUCGAAAGAGCUAACUCUACUAAGACUGUAAACAAAAGAUCCUUAAUAGUUGAUACUGUGUGUUGUUUUUUUUUUUUUAAUACAGAUAAAAAAAUAAAUUUAUAGGACAGAUCCAAGAGUAUUUAAAAUUGGGACCACUCUCUUCUUUAAAGAGUAAUAAUUUUUUUCGCAUUAUUUAAUCGUAUAAAAAUACCGGCCACCUAAUUAAGUAAAUGGACUAAACAUUCGUUAUUAAUAGAUUAUUAAUUAUUUUAUUAUAUUCAAUAUUUUUGCUAUAUUGAAAUUAAAAAAGCUCUUCUGACCAUGAUUGUAUUCUGAAAGUAAUAUCUUGUGUACAAUUGAUAAAUAUACAAAAUAAGAAUUGUAAAUAAUAUAAAAUUGUUUAGCAUAUAUUCUUAUAAUAUAUAAGAUCAGGGAGGUUUUUUUUUUUAAUUUAAAUAGAUUUCUUGUCAUUGCAUUUAGUCAUCAUGGAAAGUUUACAUUAAAAAUUCUGCAAUAAUUAAACUUUUUGAUUUAAUUGUUAAUUUAUAAUUUUAAUUAUAUGAAAAUUGUCUUUAGAAAAGUCAAGUCAGUCACAAUGUAAUUUUUGUUUUAAUAUAUAUUUUAAUAUGGCUUGUUUUAUAUUUAUUAUUUUGUAAACUUUCCACUUUCUUUCAAGAUCUUGUGUAAUAAGAUAUAUGGAAUAUUGUAAAAGAUAUGUUAGAGAAAAAUAAGGUUUACAAUGUUUUUUAUUGUUAUAAUUUAUUCGGAAAAUUUAAAAAUAUAUAUUUUAUUUAUUUUGUAACAUAUUGCUCUUUAAUCUAAAUACUGAGCAAUGUAUGUUCGACGUUGCUUAAAAUUCGUAAAGAGUUUUUAAGGAAACAGGUAUUGAUGAAAAUUGAAAAUCAUAAAUGGAAUGUCUCAAUGAAUUUGUUAACACUUGAAGUAACAUAAUGAAACUGGUUAUAGUUUUUAAAUCAGAGUGCAAUAACUUGUGAGAUAUUUGAUCUCAACAAUUUUUUCCUCUUAUUAAUAAAUAUAUAUAUUUUUAUAUAAUUUGAUCUUCCUUUAGACAUCUUGAAGACUGAUUUUGAAUAACAUGUUAAAAUUGAAUUAAUAUUUUUCAUUAUUUUCUAUCACUUCACCGAAAUUCAUAAAAUCACCUACAGUUUUAUGAGUAAUUACUGCUUUUAUUAUUUAUUUUUUGUUAGAAUAUGUUUUACUAGUGCCAUCACAGUUCCACGUGAAGUUUUUAAAACAACAAAAACAUAUUUAAAAAAAACAGUGCCAAAUUAUCUCUUAAACUUUAUAUAAUUUGGCGAUUCUAUUAUAUAGGACUUCCUAGUUCCUACCCAGAGUAAAAAGAUAUUGGGAGGUAGCGUUAGUUUCUUCUCAAGAAAAAUACAUUGGAAUGAGAAGCAACAAAUGUUAUCACAUUACAACUUACAUAUUUUUUUAUAACACUGUAAUUUUUUUUAAUAUUAUUUAAGAAGGCGUGAAAUGGUUUGAAUCCCUUCCAGUAAUAUUCACCACAUGAAAAAUAAUAAUGUAAUCAUGUUACCACUAAAAUUAUGUUAAAUGAGUGCAAUUAUAAAUUUCUUUACAUAAGUAAAUAAUAUUUAAUCAUGCGUAGUUUUGUUUUGUUAUUUCAAUCACUGAAUAUUAUCAGCCUACAAUUAAACGUGUUAGGUCUAUAAAGUUCAAUUUAAUAGAAUUUUUUCAAUACUCUUUUUAUUAAAUUAAAAAUUAUCGGAAAUGUUACACUUUAACACUCGAUAAUUGCUUGUUACAUUUAAUAAGAAUAAAAUAUAGAUUAACGGCACAGAUUAUAUAACACUUAAUAACUAAGUAGUAAAAAGGAGUUUUUAUACUUUUUUGUGUCGUAUAAAUUUUAUUGAAAGGAACUUUUGGGUACGUAUAUGACAAGACAUAGCGAACAAUGGGUAGGGCCUAAUGUUAAGACUUGUCCAUCAGAGUAGGUCACCAUGAUUUUUUUUUGUUAUAGAAUAAGAAAAUGUAUUAUAGUACCUUAUUUAUUUGUUAAAUUAAUUAAUACAAUGUUAUGAUGUAUAAUCCUUAAUAUCGAUUUACUGAUAUUAGAACAAUGCUUAUUAUAAUAUUUUAAUCCCUUUUACAAGUCCAAUCAUUAAAUGUAAUUAUGAACUGCAAUAUCACGAUCAUUUCUUGAAGUCUGCUUGGUGUAUUUAAUUUAAAACUAUAAAAAAGUCAAAAACUAAACAAUCAUUUUGAAUUUCUAUGUGUGAUGCUUUAAAAGCUAAAUCUAUGCUCAUACUCCUAAUGUACCUAUUUAAAUAUUUUUAUAUUAUAAAACUUAACCUAGUGUCUAUUAUUAUUGUGCAUUUAUUGGAAACGAAUUUAUUUUGAGUUGUUUUAAAUAAUAUAUCCUAUUAUAUUUGUGACUCACAUUCUGUCAUUUAUGAAAAAAAUAAACAAGCCUUAC